CUCUAAAACAUGAAAUGAAGCUGAUUUAUUAAAGCAUAAAAAAUAGUAACACCCUACUAAACUGAACGUAUGGUAAAUGUGAACUGAUUUGAAUCUACAAGGGGCUAAAUCCUCGUAAUUGGCAUCUUCAAGCCCAAAUCCAAAACCCUAACCUCAAAUCCUUCACUCAGCGCCGUUGUCCACCUUCAAGCUUUCAUUCCGCAAACUGCAAACAUGGUUCUUCAAAACGAUGUCGAUUUGUUGAACCCUCCAGCCGAGCUCGAGAAGAAGAAGCACAAGCUCAAGCGUCUUGUUCAGUCUCCCAAUUCCUUUUUCAUGGAUGUCAAAUGUCAAGGCUGCUUCAACAUAGCGACCGUAUUUAGCCACUCUCAAACUGUGGUGGUGUGCGGAAACUGCCAUACUGUUCUAUGCCAGCCGACCGGUGGUAGAGCUAGGCUCACCGAAGGCUGCUCUUUCAGGAAGAAGGGCAACUAAAUCUGAUCCGGUUGCAAGAUUGGAGGAAGAGUUUUGUAUGUUCCCAGUCUGGUUACCUUUUUUAUAAAAUGUCUUUGUUUUAGCAGCAGCGUGAGGGGUUCUAGAAAGACUACAUAUGUGCUACUGUUCUCAAUUUACUGGAUGGUUUUUGGGUUUAAUGAUUGCUGAGUUGCA
Hibiscus syriacus is the source of this 648-nucleotide messenger RNA. RefSeq names its product 40S ribosomal protein S27-2-like. Gene Ontology annotation, biological process: translation; ribosomal small subunit assembly. Bases 214 to 474 code for a protein of 86 amino acids. Gene Ontology annotation, cellular component: ribosome; cytosolic small ribosomal subunit. The record is from RefSeq and is a predicted model, not a curated record. The transcript has 4 exons. NCBI's taxonomy places the organism in Eukaryota, Viridiplantae, Streptophyta, Magnoliopsida, Malvales, Malvaceae. Gene Ontology annotation, molecular function: RNA binding; structural constituent of ribosome.